AUGGCAAAUAUACACAGAUUGGGUGAUGACAACGACCAGUAAGAUAAUUAUCAGAACAUAAGGAGCAAUGGAGGAUCAUAGAUGAUGUCGAUGUUUGGAGGAAUUGAUGGAGACCCAAGAGGUGAGAAUUUUUUUCACAUGCUGAAGAAAUCGUUCUGUCCAAAACUUAAACCUAUUUCGUUUACUACAAUAAUCUCAGCUCUGAUUAUAAUUCUAUAUAUCACAAUGCUAGGAGUGGGAGGAGUCAAUAAAUAGGAUCGAUUUUUAUCAGUUUACUAGAAAACAUUGAAGGAUUUUGGUGGAAAUGAUCCAAAUGAUGUUAAAUAUAACUUUGAGGUUUUCAGAUGGGUGACAUCCUUAUUCUUGGUUACAGACUUCUAUAAUCUAGUGAUUGCAAUCUUUAUGAUAAUAAUUUGUUAUUCAAUCGUAGAGGCCACAUAAGGAUUGCAUUUAACAAUGGUAGUUUUUUUUGGAGCAGGUGUAAGUGGUGCAAUAUUUGGAGAUUUGUGUAACAUUUGCAAAUAUACGACAUAUUCCGAAACCUUUGCUUGUAUCUAUGCUUGUGUAGGGUUUUUGAUAGGAUACAUAAUUUUAUAUUGGCAAAAAUUAGAUGCAUUGGGAGAUAUGAAAUGUGCUUUAGUUUGUUUUGUCGCUAUGGUGGUAAUAUUUGUAAUGAUGUUCACUUUUGGAUCAGGAUAAAAUAGUUUUUAUGACAAUUUGGGCGAAUUGGGAGGUUUUUUGGGGGGAUUGUUUAUAGCCAUGAGUCUGAUCGAAGUGCCUUAGAGUGGGGAUUAUGAGAGUAUUUGUCGAAAGGUCGGAUAUGGAUUUCUAGGAGUCUAAGUUGGAUUGACUGAUCAUAUAAUUAUGAAUAAUUUACCAUUUAAUAAAUGGACCCUAAGUUUCAUUAGCAAAUAAUACGAGGAUCUUUAUGAGUCUGAGAUGAUUAAAUACAGACAAUCAUACUUUAGGAUCAUAGAUGUAACCAUUUUGCUAUUGUGCAUCUUCUUCUUCAUAUUUUAUUUGCUCUAAGGAGGAUAAAUCGUUGUAAUGGUGAUAUUAGCAUUUUCGAGUCUAGUCAUUUUCUUAGCUUUGAUUUACGCUCAGAAAUUUGCUUCAAAAGUUGGGUACUAUUACUUUUUAAUGUAUAUCUUGUCCUUAGCAAUAAGCUUAUACAUAGCAUCUCAAAGUUAGCAAAAAUAGUAAUUUCUUUACGGAUAGGCAACAGCGAUAAUCGCAAUAAUCCAAUUCCUCUUUAGUCAUAUUAAAUUGAGGAUGCUGACUCUACUAAUUGUACCAGCUGUCUAACUUUAUAUUUUAGGAUUAUUUACUGUCUAAGAUUUUGGAAACAUCAUUCUAACAUUCAUGACGUAAUUUCUGAUUUUACUCUAUUCUCAUUAUAACGAAUUCAUGUUUCGCUUGGCAUUUUCGUAUAUGAUCUACAAUCUUAAACUGAAAGACAUAUCUCAGGGAUACAUUCCACAUUCCUUUAUAGCAAUAAGUCUUAAUGCCAGAAACAAUUCUUUCUAGCUGGAAUUCCAAAAUCAAAUCAGUCAAACAAACUUAAAUGUUGAAGAUACUAAAACUUUAAUUGAAAUGUUGAGAAACACCUAUGUUGUUCCCAAAGGUUAAAUACCCACUUGUGUUGAUUUAUAAAACAUAAACAUUUAAAAAUCAAGUGAAUUGUCUAUAAGACGACUAGGCAAUAAGAAAUAAACCUUGGAAGAAUUUGCCUUCUAUAAGUGUAAAUAAAAUUCCUCAGAUGAACAAUAAUAAUCUAACGAACAGACUGAAUAAAUGGAAGGCGUGUUUUAUAAUUAAAUCAAAGGAAGCAAUAUAAUUGUGAAUAUUGAUAUCAAAUCUAUGAAUUAUGGCAAGAACUAUUUACUGAUUGUCGUUAAGGAAGAAAAACCACUUUAACAAUUGCCUAAAAGCGAAGAACAAAUACGAUUCUUAAGCAAAGUCAUUUAAUAUGCUUCCAAUCAACUUUCAGUUGCACACUAAAAUUUUUAUAAAGAAAUAAUAGGAUUAAAGCUGAGUUCAUUGGAUAAUCAUAAAUUUUGGUAAAUUAAAUGCAUGAAUUUAUCUAUAAUGAACCAGUUUUAAAACUUUUUCUUUUUUGUUCAUUCCGCUUCAAUCAACAAUGCUUUGGCGGCUUAUAGCAAAAUCAACAUUAAAACCUUUCUUUUUAACUUGUAACAACACUUUUCCUAUAUGAGUAUGAAAUAAAAAAUGAAAUUUCAUUACCAAUUGUAUUUAGAGGAUAUUAAGGUUAAUGUAAACUCUAAAUUCCUUUCCUAAAUUAUAGUUAACAUUUUUGAAUAAUGUUUGAAGUAAGCAAAUUCCAAUUCAACAAUAAAUCUGAAUAUUACAAAUGAAUUGAAUCUGAAUCCAUUACAAAAUAAUAACACCUUGGAAAAGAAAUGCCAAUAAGAUUUAGAAUUUAUAAAAAAGGUGGCUGAUGAAUCGCAAUAGAGUCAGAGUAAAAUAGAAGUUUAAAAGCUUAUCAAAUUUGAGUUUUCGUUUUUGACAAGCAAGAAGAUUGAUUUAAAAUUAGAAACCAAUUUAAUUUUGAAUCCAUAAACUUAUGAAGAUUUUCAUUUUAACAACAGUUAGGAAUUACAACUAAAUCAACCUAUUACUAAUUUUUUACUAAAGAAGAUUGGCCCUUACAAUUCGAUUUAAUAUUCUUAAAGUAUCUACUGCGGUCAAUAAUGUGAAUAAACAUUGAUGCAAUACCCCCCUAUGUAAGACUUGAUUUAAUAACAAACCCUGUAUUAAAAUAAGAUUAGUUUCUACAUUUACACAGAUUAAACCUAGUUGACACAAUCAUUCAUUAAAUACACGUAAUAGAGAUCAUUUUUAUAAGCUUGA
Molecule: messenger RNA, 2871 nt
Organism: Paramecium tetraurelia
Lineage: Eukaryota; Ciliophora; Oligohymenophorea; Peniculida; Parameciidae
Exons: 6
Biological process (GO): proteolysis
Cellular component (GO): membrane
Molecular function (GO): serine-type endopeptidase activity
Source: RefSeq, a predicted model, not a curated record